CCAUUGAUGUUGGAGGAUUCGGUUGAAUUGCUCGACAAGAAUGUUAACCCCAGGGGAUGACAGCGACCUGACCCCCACUGUGAUGAAAUGGAAGACAGUCUCGGCUAUUUUUCUGCUGGUGGUGCUGUAUUUGAUUGUCGGGGCCACUGUCUUUAAGGCACUGGAGCAACCGAAUGAAAGCAGUCAGAGGACCACUAUUAUAGUGGAGAAGCUGGAGUUUCUGGAAAAGCACCUGUGUGUGGAUUCCAUGGAUCUAGAACUAUUGAUCCAGAACGUUGUGGAAGCUAUAAGUGCAGGUGUUAAUCCAGCAGGAAAUUCUUCCAACCAGACCAGCCACUGGGACUUAGGCAGCUCCUUCUUCUUCGCUGGCACAGUUAUUACCACCAUAGGAUUUGGCAACGUGUCUCCGAGUACUGAAGGCGGAAAAAUAUUCUGCAUUAUUUACGCUUUGUUAGGAAUCCCACUGUUUGGGUUUCUGCUAGCUGGUGUUGGUGACCAACUAGGGACCAUAUUUGGAAAAGGAAUUGCUAAAGUGGAAGAUGUAUUUCUUAAGUGGCAAAUCAGCCAAACCAAAAUCCGUGUGAUUUCCACAGUUAUAUUCAUCCUGUUCGGCUGCCUGCUGUUUGUAGCAAUCCCUGCCAUCAUAUUUAAGCACAUAGAAGGUUGGACAACACUGGAGUCUAUUUACUUUGUAGUGAUCACCUUGACAACAAUUGGAUUCGGUGAUUAUGUGGCAGGAGGGAGCCCCGCUAUUGAUUAUUUAGAUUGGUACAAGCCUGUGGUGUGGUUCUGGAUCCUUGUAGGACUUGCUUACUUUGCUGCUGUUCUGAGCAUGAUUGGAGACUGGCUUCGAGUCAUAUCAAAGAAAACCAAGGAAGAGGUUGGAGAGAUUAGAGCUCACGCUGCUGAAUGGACGGCCAAUGUCACAGCGGAAUUCAAAGAGACUCGCAGGCGACUGAGUGUGGAAAUUUAUGACAAGCUUCAGAGAGCCACGUCCAUCAAAAGGAAACUGUCCUCAGAGAUGGGAGGGCAGCAAGCACAAGAGUUAACUCCAGGCAAAAGAACAUUGUCAGUCAACCUGAUGGAUGAAAGAGACACUCUGCCAACUCUGUCAAAAAAUGGUAGUCUUUAUCUUAAUGGCUUGUGCCCUCAGUAUACUAGUGGAGAACUGUCAGUUAUCGAAGACAUCAAGUGAAAUCAAGUGGAAAAUAUGAACUGUAACAAAC
Molecule: messenger RNA, 1226 nt
Organism: Callorhinchus milii (elephant shark)
Lineage: Eukaryota; Metazoa; Chordata; Chondrichthyes; Chimaeriformes; Callorhinchidae
Product: potassium channel subfamily K member 2
Exons: 7
Coding region: 41-1195 (384 amino acids)
Biological process (GO): potassium ion transmembrane transport; stabilization of membrane potential
Cellular component (GO): membrane
Molecular function (GO): potassium ion leak channel activity; outward rectifier potassium channel activity
Source: RefSeq, a predicted model, not a curated record